Messenger RNA from Oryza sativa Japonica Group (Japanese rice), 3905 nucleotides. RefSeq lists its product as uncharacterized. NCBI's taxonomy places the organism in Eukaryota, Viridiplantae, Streptophyta, Magnoliopsida, Poales, Poaceae. The record is from RefSeq and is a predicted model, not a curated record. Gene Ontology annotation, cellular component: nucleus. Gene Ontology annotation, molecular function: protein dimerization activity; DNA-binding transcription factor activity, RNA polymerase II-specific; RNA polymerase II cis-regulatory region sequence-specific DNA binding. Gene Ontology annotation, biological process: regulation of transcription by RNA polymerase II.
UUGUAUCAGGCUAAUACAUAUUUAGUGUGAAGCUAGAUCCAAGAAAAAAAAAACUUAUUGGCAUAGACGAUGAGACAUUUGAAUAAGGACAAGAUCUUUGACAGUACGGGUCAUGGCGCCUCGUGCCCCAGCACCGCUGUGCUAUAUAUAGGUUGUUGUAGCCACGCUUCUCUGUAUCUAGCCCAUCGCUGAUAGAGUCAAGCAGUAGGGGUUCCGACAGCCAGACAUCGUAGACAAGAUCCUCCAUCGCCAAGGCCAAUGACCCCCUAUAUGAGCCCCUCCACCGCCGACAGUGGCGGAGGUAGCGUGGGGGCUACAGGUCUUUAGACCUCCUACCCCCUAAUGAACCAUUAGAGGCCCCAUUAAGACCCCCCCCUAAAAUUAAAUCCAUAUAUCUAUUACAAAGAGGCUAAAAUAGACUUUGUCCGAGAUUGUUAUAAGGUCCAAAAGGCUGAGGAGCCCCUACUAUAAUUUUAUCAUAGCUCCGCCACUGACCGCCAAGGUCAACAACCUCCUGGACGAGCUCCUCCACCACCAAGCCGACGAGCUCCUCUGCCGUGGCAAAGUCCAUCAUCAAACCAAGAGAAAGAGGAGGCUUCUAGCGGUGAUGUGUGCUCGGUGGACGGGGAUAUGGCCAUAGACGGUGACGAGCAGUGUGCCAAAGCGCAUGUGGAGGAGUGGAGGAGAUACCGUGUGAGGGCCACUAGCAUUUCCGAUGAUCUCACUGUUUUUCUUAUACUUAUACUUAUAAGCUAAAUUUUGAAUUUUAAAACUUAGUUUUGAAUUUGAGUUUUUGGGUUUUUUUUCAUCGUAGUUUAUAUUACAUCAUUUGCCUUUGAUCGAGUCACUAAGGGCACAUAUAUAAAUGUUUUACUUACAAAAUAUUUUUUUAAUAAGUUAUUUGGAUAAGCAUAUGAGUAAGCAAAACAAUGGGGUUACUAGUAUGAUUAAUUUUGGCCAGGCAUAUGUCCAGGGGCAGAGAGAUAGGAGUAGGGCAGCUAGGGUUGCAAGCCCUACUCCUGAUCCUAAAUAUUCAUUGAUUAGAAAAUAAAGGAAAAAACUAUAUAAAUUCAACUAAUUGAGUCCGGUUUAAAAAAAUUAUGGCUCCGCCGCUGAUAUGCCUAGCCUUCUAUAGCUGGUCACAUAACAGCCUUCAUUUUAACCGGACUUACGAUAAACAGACGACUGAACUCCUACCAAAUUUUCAUGCAGUAAAUAGAUGUCAAUAAGGCAUGCAGUAAUUAAGUAGCAAUAGUAGUAAUCCCUCCGUCCUAUAAUAUAAGGUAUUUUACGUUUUUGCUUGCACUGUUUGACCACUUGUCUUAUUCAAAAAAAUUUAGGAAUUAUUAUUUAUUUCUUUUACUUACUUUAUUAUCUAAAAUACUUUAAACAUAACUUUUUAUUUUUUAUAUUUGCAUAAAUUUUUUGAAUAAAAUGAGUGGUCAAAUAUUGUAAGAAAAACUUAAAAUCCCUUAUAUUAUGGGACGGAGGGAGUCCAGUACACUACCACUGCAUUCACUCUCACACAGUACAUAUAUACUUCCUCACUAAGCAUACACACACAGUACAUAUCGCUGGUUAAUUACAUAACCCCAGCCAGCCCCAACCUGAAGAUGAAAACUAGUUAAAGCUUGAGAUGUCUACAGAUGAAUUAAUUUAUUCAAUUAAAAGAUGAUGAGGACAGACAAGGACAAAUUCCACAGUAAACCAUUUGGUGACAUCACCCUCACGUACCCAUCCAUCCCCCCUCCUUUUAAAAGCCCCCCUCACACCCACAAACUCCUAUCCCUCUCUCCUUAAUUUACUUCUCCCUCCUCCAUUUCUCCUUCUCGAUCCUCCUCCUUCGGCCAGCCACCACCACGCGCAUGCAGUGCAUGGCGCAGGAGGGCUCCGAGGCCUCCGUCGCCAGCUCGCCACCGGCGCCGCCGCCCCCUUCCUCCUCCUCCUCCUCCGCCGCCGCCGCGGCCUCCUGGUGGCGCGACAUGCACCACCCGUACGGCGCCGCGUCGGCGCCAAGCUGGCUGCCACCGCCAUCGGCCACGGCGCCGCGGUGGCCUCCGACGAUGGCGGCGGCGCACCAACACCACCACCACCGGACGUCGUCGUCUGGCGCCGAGGACGACCUGUCGGCGUCCAACGCCACCAUCACCUCCUUCACCAACACCUCCACCACCAACCACUCCGGCCUCAGCAUGGACUCCUCCGGCGAGGCCGCCGCCGCCGCCGCCGCAGCCGCCGCCGAGAGCCACCUCAUCUGGAACCAAGUACUCAUGGGCGCCGCCGGCGGCGAGGUCGGGAGGAGCAUGCCGGCGGUGCACGACGCCCACGACGACAGCGAGAACUUCCUCGAGCUGCUCAACUCGAGGACGCUCGCGCCGGAGCUCUUCGCCGAGCCGCCGGCGUGCGACUACCUCAAGAAGAUGGAGUACGGCGGCGGCGGCGGCGGAGGAGGGGGAGGCUGGCCGGAGCACCAGUUCACGGCGGCGGCCGCGCUGGAGAAGCACCUGAGCUCCGCCGCCGCCGCUGGUUACGGCGGCGCGCUGGCGCACCACCACCACGCCGCGGGCGCGCCGGAGCGGCUCACGGCCAACCUCUCCGACCUGGUCAGCAACUGGUCCAUCGCGCCGCCCAACCACGGCCACCACGUCGGCGGCGCCGCCGCAUGCGAUAACCCAGCGGUGGCCGCGGCCAUGGCAGCAGCCCACGGCGGCGGGAACGUGAAGCAGUCCGGCAGCAGCUUCCUUGACAGCGGCGGGGGCGGCGGCGGCGCGAUGCUGCAGCAGGAGAGCAGCAGCAGCACGGGCACCGGCGGCGGCGGGCAGGACUUCCUGAGGCCGAUGGGGCUUGCCGCCGGGUCGUCGUCGUACAGCUCCAUGCUAGGGCUGAGCAGCAGGAUGUACGGCGGCGGCGGCACGGCCACCAUGGACGUGCCGUGGGGGAGCAGCAAUGCCGGCGCGGCGAGGAGCCUGUCGGACCUGAUAUCGUUCGGCGGAGGCGCGAUGGACAAGCCGCCGCCGCCGCCACCGUCGUCAGCGCCGGCGAGGACGUCGUCGGCGGACUACAAGAAGCAGCAAGGGCAGCAGGAGAUCUCGUCCCCAGUACGUAAUGUGAAGACGAGCAGCAGCGGCGGUGGCGGGAAGGAGGGGAAGAAGAAGAGGUCGGAGGAGGCGGCAGGGUCGGAGGGGAGCACGAAGAAGUCCAAGCAUGAGGCCACCUCUCCCACCUCUUCUCUCAAAUCGCAGGUACCAAAAGUAAAGUUAGGGGACAAGAUCACUGCACUGCAACAGAUAGUCUCACCAUUUGGAAAGACUGACACAGCAUCGGUGCUAUAUGAGGCGAUAAAUUACAUUAAGUGGUUGCAUGAACAAGUGCAGUUGUUGAGUGACCCAUACAUGAAGUCGAGUAGUAGCAAGGAUUACAAUGCAUGGGGAGGGUUGGAUAGGAAGGAGAAGGCAGAUGCAGAGGUUGACUUGAGAAGUAGAGGGCUGUGCUUGGUGCCUGUCUCCUGCACCCCUCAAGUGUACAGAGAUAACAAUGGCCCGGACUACUGGACGCCACCCUAUAGAAGCUGCUUAUACCGAUGAAUUUAUUAUAUAUUAUUGGUGUUCAUUGUUUAUUAUUAUUAAUUACUGAAUAAUGUGUGGUGGAUAUAAGAUUAAUUAUUAGAAGAAAAAGGAUAUUCAUAGCCAAGUAAGUUUAAUUAAUUAGAGCUCUAUUUGUGUACGGCCACAAAUUAGUUGAACUUUCUCAAUGUAUCUUCAGCUGGUUUGUUGUUGAUUUGUAGGUAUAUAUGGUUCGUGUGAUCAGCAUCGAGCUAUUAAUCGAUUGCUUUCCUGUACUGAUUUAACCUUUUUUUUUUACUUCGGAGUUAUUUGAUCAAUUUAAUUGAGUGAUAGUUAAGUGUA